AGUUUUGCUCUCCCGAACGCGUACACUCGCUGGCAGCACUGCUUUUGUUUGGAUGUUUGGGAUUAACACAAAAAAAUAACAAAUCUGCAGAAUCUGCUGUCUCUCCCUCCCCGAGGUGGUUCUGGAAAUCUCUGCGUUUCGGGUGUGUGUAAUAGGCCUGCAAUUUAGGGGUAAUUAAGCGUGAAAGCAGCAUUUUUGGAGGCACCGCAUCGGGUGAAAACGUAUCGGCAAGCAGCAGAUCACAAACACCAGCAGCUCAUAACCGGAGAACGGGAAUUUCUACCAAAUGACCAACAUUGAGCAACACCAUGACGUGGUUAAGGAAAGCUUUUUUCACUUCAUCCGCAAACACAUACCGAAGGCGGAUCUGAACAUUGUGGACGAGAUCGUCCUGUCGUACGUAAUAUCCAUUCUCGAGGAAGCCUCCCAGGAUCCGUGCUUCGACGUUGAAGGUUUCAUCGAGAUGAUGUCGGCGUACUUUAACGAAUUUGCCAACAUCGAGCCGGAAACGGUGUGCGCUUGGAUAUUCGAGCUGGAAAAUCAAAUCUCCAACAAGAAUCCGAUCUCCAAGACGGAAUCGAACAACUUGUCGCUGAACUCGCUCUCCUUGGUGGAUAUGAUACCGGAGGAGAAGCUUCGGGGACGCCACUCGUCCGAAAGUGAUCGCGAAGCGCACGACUCGCACAAACGAACCCACCGCCUGUCGGACAGCGAUGGAGGAUCGACCGAAGGAUGCAAUUACGAUCUGUUUGCCGAACAGUGCGAAAUACUGCAGGAAAUGUUUCCCGACAGUUCCUUCAUCGAGGUUAAGCAUUGCAUGCUGAUCGCCAAUGGUGACGUCGAUCGGGCAACACAGGUGCUGCUCCAUCGCCAGGAGGCGGGCCAAAGCUUGAAGGGCCCAUCGAGCAGCAUGCUGCAGGCGGGCAAACCGCACCAGCAGGUGGACGAACACGAGCUUAAAAAUCGCAUCAUCUCUAAAUAUUCGUACGUGGACAAGGAGGACAACCGCGAAUACAAACCGGUCGCACCGAAGGUGGAACCGAAGAAGAUGAUCCGAUACCGGGACAACAAGAUCGUCUCGUUCAAGGGCGAACGGUACACGGAGGUGUCCCGCCGCGGGGGCGAGGAAGAGACUGAACUCAAAAAACCUAAGAAACCUAUCUGUCCGUAACUAACGAUACUCAUCCCCACACUCAGUAGUUCAUAGCGAAACGUUCAGAGCUUCGUUGAAGCUGUAGUCGCCGUACAUGAUGGACCGCCCGACAGACGCAGCAGCAGCAACACCAGCAAUGGAACGAUUCGCACCGAAUUGUCCCUGAUGGUGCGGCUGCUGCUGCCACCGUGCAACUGCGGCAUUACGAAACUCCCUUCCCCGUGCAAAUGGCGCUGCCUGCCGUUAAUCUCAAGACUUACAGUCAUUCUUCUCGAAGUAAAAUCAUAUAAGCAUACCGCGUAGUGGAGAUGAAACGAUCUGACCCAGUUCAGUAAAAGGAUGUCGUAGUCGUAGUAGUAGUUUAACCUUGGAAAUUCGGUAAUUUCAGCUACCUUAUUUCAACCGGUAUUUUAUAAUUGUACAAACCACCAUGUUCGUAACCGUACGUUAGUCAACCAUUCGAGGGAUCGAUGUGGGAGGGAUGGAGGAGAGCAGACGGGGAUUGGGGGAUUUAGCAAAGGGGAUUUACACGAAGAUGUGUUUUUUUGUAGGAAUCAUCAUCCGUACUUAACUUAUAUUGUGGCGAGUGUGUGUGUAUGUGUGUGUGUGUGUGUGUGUGUGUGCGUGCGUGUGUGUCGACCAUUGUGUGUCGACCCGCGGUGCGAAUAUGAGCACGUGGAGGUUGAGGCGUUCGAGGCAUCGGCUCAGUUUAUGGGUUUUAGUUACACUUAGUUCCUUGCACAGGGAAACAUUGCCGCUUCCUCCUGCAUUCCUCUCUUUUUUUCCUUUGUAUUAAUAAAUAGGUAAUCGUAA
Molecule: messenger RNA, 1966 nt
Organism: Anopheles stephensi (Asian malaria mosquito)
Lineage: Eukaryota; Metazoa; Arthropoda; Insecta; Diptera; Culicidae
Product: CUE domain-containing protein 2-like
Exons: 6
Coding region: 287-1171 (294 amino acids)
Molecular function (GO): protein binding
Source: RefSeq, a predicted model, not a curated record